AUGUCUACUGCAGAAGAACUAAGGCAGGAAGGCAAUACCGCAUUUAACGCGAAGCGGUAUCAAGAAGCACUGACAAUUUAUGAAAGGGCUAUCACAUUGGAUCCACGGAAUGUUGACAUUCUUAAUAACGCUUCAGCUGCCAGCAUUGCAUUAAAAAAUUUUAAUGAUGCAGAAAAGUAUGCGAGGCGAUCUCUUGAUAUUUCUGAUAAUGCCAGAGCACAUUCUCGUCUUGGCGCGGCACUCUGGGGGUUAAACCGAUUGGCGGAGGCCGCUGUGGAAUAUGAACGAGCCGAGGCUCUUAUGCCUGAUAAUUCUAAUGUUAAAGAAAGUUUACAACAAAUACGUUUCCUACAACAACAACAACAACAACAACAAAGUCAGUAUUCUAAUAUGGGUAUAACCGUUCCUCCCGGUUUAACAGGUACGGUAGGUUUACUUUUGGAUACUGGCGUUGUAGUUACGGCUGUAAUGACCUUAUUAUUUUGGUUUUUUGCCCCUGGUCUCAAUACGUUAUCAUGGAAUCUUCAAAUGAUUAUGGUGAUGCUGCAACAGGGUUAUGUUGCUAAUACCCGUGGACUUUUAAAAGCUUCGAAAGAAGUACUUUUUAAAUGGGGUGAACACCGUUGUACGUUGGAGUUACUCUUAUGUUUAUUAGCGUUAUUGACAGGUGUUAGACCUAUAAUUAUGAUUUCAGCCUCCUUUGGAGCCUACAGUGCUGUAAGCCUCGCCAAUAAUCAAGCUGCAUUGGUUUCAAUAGCACCAGCAGUUCAUCGUCUUUGUCUACCCCUUCUGCAGAAAAUUGUAACGAAUCAAUUGGUUCUUGUAGCAUGGGCUGUAGGGGUGGAAACUAUUUUGUUAUUCACUAUCAUGCUUAAUGGUGGUGCUAUUUUCACUCUUGUUUAUAUUCAAUAUAUCAAGAAUUUGUAUCGUAUUGAUGCAAACGUGAAAUUUGCAUUCAGUGGUGUACGGACAAACAUGACACGAGUUGCACGUUCUCCAUGGAUGCCUUCUUUUGUGGACACUUAUCUUCAGAAAUUUUGUGAUGCUCUCUAUAUGAUGUCACAACAGAAUUAUUAA
Molecule: messenger RNA, 1077 nt
Organism: Trypanosoma theileri
Lineage: Eukaryota; Euglenozoa; Kinetoplastea; Trypanosomatida; Trypanosomatidae
Exons: 1
Coding region: 1-1077 (358 amino acids)
Biological process (GO): post-translational protein targeting to endoplasmic reticulum membrane
Cellular component (GO): membrane; TRC complex
Molecular function (GO): protein binding; molecular adaptor activity
Source: RefSeq, a predicted model, not a curated record